CCCUCAGCUCAUAGAGUAUUGGUAUUCUUGGGACCCUCUGUCCCUUGACAAGGGUCUGGUUGCCUGUGCCAUGGUUGAGCCUGCGUCCAGUGCUUGGAGCCAUCAGCAUCCCUCAGCUCUUCUCCCAGUCCCUGAAACUCGGCUGCCAGGGGAGCUGGAGCCACCUACGAAGGUGUCCUCCCUACAGGAAGUUACGUAUGCCCAGGUGGGGCACAGCCCCAGCUGAUGCCCCAGAGGGGCCACCCAUCUCAAGAGGGGCUUUGGGCUCUGCCCUCUCUCCCCAUGGCGCAUGGGCCAAAGCCUGAGCCUGAAGGACUGUUGGACCUCAGCUUCCUGACAGAGGAGGAGCAGGAGGCCAUUGCUGGUGUCCUCCAACGAGAUGCCCGCCUGCGCCAGCUGGAGGAAGGGCGCAUCAGCAAGCUCCGGGCCUCACUGGAAGACCUUGGGCAGCUGAAGAUCCUGACAGGGGACUGGUUCCAGGAAGCACGCUCCCAGCGGCAUCACAAUGCCCACUUCGGCUCUGACCUUGUUCGAGCCUCUAUGCGUAGGAAGAAGAGCUCCAGGGGAGACCAGGCUCCAGGCAGCGACGGGGAGGCCAAGGCUGCUGUGAAAGAGAAGGAAGAUGUGCCAGAGCCCAGGCUCUCCAUUGAUGAGGCCCCCCAGGAGAGGCUCAGGGAGACUGAGGGACCUGAUCUCCCAUCGCCUUAUGUCCCUCUAAAGGCUUCAGAUCCCGAGGAGGCAUCCCAGGCCCCGGAAGGCCCUGGCCAAGGGGAGCUGCAGAUCUGUGCCGAGGAGGCGGACCCGGAGCCGGAGCCCGCGUCGGGGGGAGAGCAGGAGCCCGGGCCCCCGCUAGCCCAGGUAGGUGGGAGUGGCCCGCGGCUGCUCUCAAGAACCGGAGCGGAUUCCGGGCGGGGAGCGCUCCUGACCAGACCUGCGAGCAGCCGGCGACCUAGGGCGCUCGGGGCAGGGGCGGGGAAAGAAGGGGCGCCCCGUCAUUUGCCCCCUCUGCAGACCAAGGCCGCAUCCCAGAUCCUGGAGAACGGGGAGGAGGCCCCAGGGUCCGACCCCUCACUCAACUGCAUGCUCAGCAGCAGCUCCUCCGUGUCCAGCCUUAACUCCUCCACGCUGAGCGGCAGCCAGAUGAGCCUGUCCGGCGAGGCGGAGGCGGUGCAGGUGCGCGGCUCCGUGCACUUCGGGCUGCACUACGAGCCGGGCGCUGCCGAGCUGCGCGUGCACGUGAUCCAGUGCCAGGGCCUGGCUGCCGCCCGGCGCCGCCGCUCCGACCCCUACGUCAAAAGCUACCUCCUCCCGGAUAAGCAGAGCAAGCGCAAGACGGCGGUGAAGAAACGGAAUCUGAAUCCAGUUUUCAAUGAGACUCUCCGGUACUCCGUCCCGCAGGCUGAGCUCCAGGGCCGCGUGCUGAGCCUGUCCGUGUGGCACCGCGAGAGCCUGGGUCGCAACAUCUUUCUGGGCGAAGUUGAAGUGCCUCUAGACACGUGGGACUGGUGCUCUGAGCCCACCUGGCUCCCCCUGCACCCCCGGGUCCCACCCUAUCCCGACGACCUUCCCAGCCGAGGGCUUCUCUCCCUGUCCCUCAAGUACGUCCCAGCUGGCUCUGAGGGCGCAGGACUGCCCCCGAGCGGGGAGCUGCACUUCUGGGUGAAGGAGGCCCGGGACCUUCUGCCGCUGCGGGCAGGCUCCCUGGACACUUACGUACAAUGCUUCGUGCUGCCUGAUGACAGCCGGGCCAGCCGCCAGCGUACAAGGGUUGUGCGACGCAGCCUCAACCCCGUGUUCAACCACACCAUGGUGUAUGACGGCUUUGGGCCUGCUGACCUGCGCCAGGCUUGUGCUGAGCUCUCCCUCUGGGACCAUGGGGCCCUGGCCAGCCGCCAGCUGGGGGGCACACGUCUCAGCCUGGGCACUGGCAGCAGCUAUGGGUUGCAGGUGCCCUGGAUGGAUUCCACACCAGAGGAGAAGCGGCUGUGGCAGGUCCUCCUGAAGCAGCCGUGCGAGUGGGUGGAUGGCCUUCUACCACUCAGAACCAACCUGGCCCCCAGGACAUAGCCCGAUCAAACCUCUCUCUCUGGACCCCCAUCUCAGGGCCUGCCCUCGGCUAAAGUCAAUAAAGUCUGUUCUAAGGGCAA
Molecule: messenger RNA, 2147 nt
Organism: Callithrix jacchus (white-tufted-ear marmoset)
Lineage: Eukaryota; Metazoa; Chordata; Mammalia; Primates; Cebidae
Gene: SYTL1
Product: synaptotagmin like 1
Biological process (GO): exocytosis; intracellular protein transport
Cellular component (GO): plasma membrane; exocytic vesicle
Molecular function (GO): neurexin family protein binding; small GTPase binding
Source: RefSeq, a predicted model, not a curated record